CCUCGAGUGCAGUUUCAUAUCUAUACUGUUAUAUACUUGGUUUCAUGUAUGUUUAAUCUAGAAGUGUCUCCUUUCAAAGGAUUGCAAAGUAUGAGUUGAUAUUCAGUAUACAACGCGUGAAGGAGAAAGAUAUACGAAUUUUUAUUUAAUAGUGCUUUUGGUAAGAAAUGAGUGUGAAGGAAAGAGGUUUAUUAGUUAGUGAGAGUACUUAAAGGAAUAAUGGAUUUAAAUGAAUUAACACAUAAGUUUAUAUGUUAUAUUUAUGUCAGUAUGUACUUAACAAAAUAUCAUAAUUGGCUAAUGCAAACUUAGAAGUAUUGUUUGCGCUCUUUGUUAGAGCCUAUUAAUUAUAGUGAAGGUGCCAUGAAGUAAAAUCAAAGGAUGAUGAUGGGCGAUCAGUUUCGUAGCAAAGUGGAGCAGUAUUCACCAAAAUCAUCACCCAGGGGUGCCCGUUCUCCUGUUGUUUCGCGUCAAGAUUCAACAGGAACACUCAAAACGACCAUUUCCCUGGGUAAAAACCCUUCUAUCGUUCACAGUGGACCAUUUUACUUGAUGAAGGAACCCCCUGGAGAAAGCGAAUUAACAGGGGCAACUAACUUAAUGGCCUACUAUGGCCUAGAACAUUCUUAUAGUAAAUUUAGUGGAAAGAAAUUAAAAGAGCAGCUUUCUUCAUUUUUACCAAAUUUACCUGGAAUUAUAGAUAGACCUGGUCAUGUGGAUAAUAGUUCUUUAAGAUCUGUAAUUGAAAAACCUCCGAUAGGUGGAAAAGAACUGCUAGCAUUGACGAGUGUUCAGUUAGCUGGUUUUCGUUUACAUCCUGGACCUUUACCAGAGCAGUAUCGCUAUGUUAAUCAAGCUCCUCAAAGGAAACACAAAAAUAAACAUAAAAAACAUAAGCACAAACCAGGAGAAGUGCCUACUGGUCAAGAAGCAACGUCAACAGAUAUUGGUGGUUCAGAUACUCAUGAGAAAAAGCAUAAGAAACAAAAAAGACACGACGAGGAAAAAGAAGCUAGGAAAAAGCGUAAGAAAGAGAAAAAGAGGAAAAAACAAAAACAUAGUCCUGAACAUACUGGAGGAUUAACACCCUCUCAACAUUCCAAUUCGUGAUCUUCAAUUUCCCCGUUUCUGUUUAUAUGUAACUUUUGAUCUGAUACCCAACUUUUGUAAACGCAAUCAACCUAUUCUUCCUUAUUAAUAAUGUAUGUACAUACAUACAGAUAACUAAAAUAGUUACGAGAACUAUGUUCUUUAUUACUACUAUUUUCAGAUGUGCAUCAUGCAUGCUUUUUACGAAGUAUAAUUUUAGUCGAUACCCGAGUAUUAGUAAUAAAAUGUUUAUUCGAAUUUUAUCAUUGUUUAAAAGUAGAAAAUUCUUUUUUACAGCUGUACAUUAUUAGUACAUGCUAUGAAAUCAACAGUGUAAUAAUAUAUUUAUGUUUCGCGUGUAUACAUCCAAGUUAUAUUCGUUAAUAAGUUUUAUAGCUCAUUAAAAAAUAAUUUUCUUACAACUAAUUGAUCUUAUUCGUUUAAUUGCUAAUUUUAUUUGAAAUUGCAUAAAUUAAUAAGGGAGAUGUAAAAAUAUCGUAAUGUGUUACUAAGAGAUAGACACGGAUCAUUAGGAUAAAUCCAAUUAUGUUACUGUCAGUGUAAAUAUUAUGUAUCAAAGACAGAAACAAAUAUCACUGCAUAAAAUAUAAAAUAUAAUUUGUAUUUCUUAUGAACAUUUUGUUACAAUUGUUAGAAUGCAGUGAGAUUUGUUUAAGACCAAAACCAAAAUCAUGGAUUGUACUGAAAACUUAAAAUAAGUGUAGCAUUAUGAUACAAGAGUAAUAAAAAAAGAACAUGAAAUUUAA
Megachile rotundata (alfalfa leafcutting bee) is the source of this 1856-nucleotide messenger RNA. It is a transcript of the gene MED19, whose product is annotated as mediator complex subunit 19. Gene Ontology annotation, cellular component: mediator complex. Lineage: Eukaryota; Metazoa; Arthropoda; Insecta; Hymenoptera; Megachilidae. Gene Ontology annotation, molecular function: transcription factor binding; transcription coregulator activity. The record is from RefSeq and is a predicted model, not a curated record. Gene Ontology annotation, biological process: positive regulation of transcription by RNA polymerase II.